Molecule: messenger RNA, 1770 nt
Organism: Macrosteles quadrilineatus (aster leafhopper)
Lineage: Eukaryota; Metazoa; Arthropoda; Insecta; Hemiptera; Cicadellidae
Product: zinc finger protein 425-like
Exons: 12
Coding region: 1-1770 (589 amino acids)
Biological process (GO): regulation of transcription by RNA polymerase II
Cellular component (GO): nucleus
Molecular function (GO): DNA-binding transcription factor activity, RNA polymerase II-specific; RNA polymerase II cis-regulatory region sequence-specific DNA binding
Source: RefSeq, a predicted model, not a curated record
AUGACUCGUCAUCUGAGGUAUGAAUGCGGAGCCGAGUGGUUGUUUCCAUGCAGCUUCUGUACCUACAAAGCGAAGCAGAAGGCUCACUUGAUGAGUCAUAUUGCUCUCAGGCAUUCAUCUACCUGCGACGUGUGUGGCAAGUCGUACAAAUACCGUCGCAGCAUGUUGCGCCACAAACGCUACGAGUGUCAACGGACAGCAGGCCAAUUUCCUUGCCCCUUCUGUCCAUACCACACCAAGUGGAAGUCAAAUCUACAAAGCCAUAUGCUUUUCAAACACCUCACCACUUUGCUGUAUCCAAAGAGUUUCCGUGUGUUGAGUGUGGAAGAUCGUACAACCGCAAAGACAAUCUUCUUCGUCACCAGAAAUUUGAGUGCGGUCAAGAUCCCAACUAUUAGCUACACAUCCUUCAAGGUCACAGACAAAUUCUCUUGUGAGAAAUGUGGAAGAUCUUACAACCGGAAAGACAACUUACAGCGACAUCAGAAAUUGGAGUGUGGACAAGAUCCAGGCUUCUUUUGUCCGGUUUGUCCUUAUAAGACCAAACACAAGAUGAUUGGCUACACAUCCUUCAAGAUCAAAGACAAAUUCUCUUGUGAGAAAUGUGGAAGAUCUUACAACCGGAAAGACAACUUACAGCGACAUCAGAAAUUGGAGUGUGGACAAGAUCCAGGCUUCUUUUGUCCGGUUUGUCCUUAUAAGACCAAACACAAGAACUCUGGAUACGAAGUGGUCUUGAAGGAUGGCAAGGAAAGGUUUGUUUGCGUGUCCUGCGGACGAUCGUACAGCCGCAAACCCAAUCUGCGUCAACACCAACGAUACGAGUGCAACACUGAACCAAACUACCUUGGCACAAGCGGAGGUAUGGAGGUGCAUGGGGCGUUGGAAAUUUUUCGCCGGUCUGAAGAAGUGAAUGGAGCCAGGUACGUGAACUUUUUGGGGGACGGCGAUUCUAAAGCGUUUGAUACUGUGAAGGAAGAUAAAGUGUAUGGUGAUGAUGUUGAUUUUAAUAAACUAGAGUGCAUAGGACAUGUGCAGAAGAGGAUGGGCAAGCGGCUUAUGAAUCUAAAAAUUAAAACUGCGAAAACAGCGCUACCGGAUGGCAAGGGUUUAGGUGUGAUUGGCUACACAUCCUUCAAGAUCAAAGACAAAUUCUCUUGUGAGAAAUGUGGAAGAUCUUACAACCGGAAAGACAACUUACAGCGACAUCAGAAAUUGGAGUGUGGACAAGAUCCAGGCUUCUUUUGUCCGGUUUGUCCUUAUAAGACCAAACACAAGAACUCUGGAUACGAAGUGGUCUUGAAGGAUGGCAAGGAAAGGUUUGUUUGCGUGUCCUGCGGACGAUCGUACAGCCGCAAACCCAAUCUGCGUCAACACCAACGAUACGAGUGCAACACUGAACAUUACCCACCACACCCCGUGGGAGGACCCACAGCUCCAUGGAUGGCGUCCGUCUCUCUUCUCUCGUCCCAGAAGCACCCUUGCUUCAAGUGCGGAAGAUCGUACAAACGGAAGGAUCAUCUGACACGACAUCUCCGCUGGGAAUGUGGAAAGACUCCGCAGUUUCAGUGUUGCUACAAGUGCCAGAAGUGCGGGAAAGUUUACACGUUAAAGACAAAUCUUUGUCGUCAUGUGAAUUUGGAGUGCGGCCAACCUCCGAAGUUCGCGUGUACUCUCUGUCCAUAUAAGGCUAAACGGAAAGGAACCCUCAAGACUCACAUGCCGUCACAUGUGCCCGAAGUGUGGACGAGAGUACACGCUGAAACAUAA